Thecamonas trahens ATCC 50062 is the source of this 3571-nucleotide messenger RNA. RefSeq lists its product as uncharacterized. The transcript is spliced from 2 exons. Gene Ontology annotation, molecular function: peptidyl-prolyl cis-trans isomerase activity. Bases 77 to 3571 code for a protein of 1164 amino acids. The record is from RefSeq and is a predicted model, not a curated record. NCBI's taxonomy places the organism in Eukaryota, Apusomonadida, Apusomonadidae.
CGGGCGGCGGUCGGCGGGCGGCGGUUGGCGGUCGGUCUGAGGGCAGCCGCCGGCACUCGUCUCGCCGAACCGCAACAUGUUCUCGUUCGGCAACACGGGCGACGACGCCAUGUUUGAGCGCGACGUUGGCGGAGGAUCUCACCUUGGGCAGGUGUUCAACGGUAGCAAUGGAGGCGGUGGGGAGAACGGUAACUUUCAGUACCAGCCCGAGCACCAGCCCAGUCGUGCUACUGGUGGCUCUCGCUCUGGUGGCGUCAUGGCUGCUGAGGAGGCGUCCCAGUCGGCGGCGGGUGGUGCCAGCUCGGGAGGCGAUCCCAACGCUGUCCUCCACCACAACUCGGUGCACCUGCAGAAGUACGACUCGGUGAACCGGCGGUAUGAGGACGUGGGCACCGUGGGCGCCGCGAUUCUGGGCUCGCAGGCUGCAGAGCAGUUCCGGAUUGUGCUGUACCUGCCGUCGCAGCAGCGGGUGUGCGAGACGCCCGUGGUGCCAGGCACGUCGUGCGUGACGCAGGCCUCGCUCUACCUCUCGCUACUUGACGGCAACAAGCAGUCGUGGUCGCUCAAGUUCGGCUCGACCGCCGAUCGUGACAAUUGGGUGCGGUACCUUGCGAUUGCCAAGGCGCUGCUCCGGCCGCGCGAGGUGGUGACGCACACGCUUGCGGCCGGGAAGAAGGACUCUGCGCCGGCUGCGCAGGGCGACAUUGCGACGUGCUCGUUCACCGGGUACGUGAUCUCGGGCUCGGGCCAGCUCGGCAACGUGUUUGUCUCCAAGGGCCUCGACACCAAGCACAAGAUGCAGCUUGGCGCGCCGGGAGCGCCGCCGGGUCUCUCCGAGGGCAUGGUCGGCAUGCACAAGGGCGCGCGGCGGAUCAUCAUUGUGCCUGCGGCGCUGGCGUACGGGACGCAGGGCUCGGCCAAUGUCCCGCCCAACUCGGCGCUGUGCUACGAGGUGGCGCUGGUCAAGUCGAAGAAGGCGCCGGCCAGCGGCGCAAGCGGGCAGCAGGCCGGCGGCGCGGGAGUGAUGGAGCGGAUGCGAGCGAUGGCGGUGCCGAUGCAGACGCAAGCCGGGUACGGGCCUGCCGCGAUGGUGCCGAUGCAGGGCCAGGGUGGAGGUAUGGCGCAGGGCCAGGGCCAGGGCGGGAGCAUGGCACAGGGCCAGGGCGGGAGCAUGGCGCAGGGCCAGAGCGGGUACGCCGCGGGUGGAGGCGGGCCGGCGAUGGGCCUCGGCUCGGCGCUCGGCGCGGACCCGUCGGUGGUUCAGCUCCUCCUUGACAACCAGAAGAACCAGAACGAGCUCCGUGUUCAGCUCGGGACCAUGUCGGGCAAGCUCGACGAGGUGUCGAUGAAGAUUGACCACGUCGACCCGUUCCGCGGGCUUGGCUCGGAGGAGAACCGCAUGUCGGGCCUCAUUCUUCUGCAGAACCUGCAACGGAUCAUCAUGGAGAACGACAUUCUCAAGCGCGAGAACUUUGACAAGACGCACCGGAUCGACAUUCUCACAGACAAGGUCUCGAAGCUCCUCGCCAAGAACGAGCAGUACAUCGACGACUCGUCGCGGAUCAUCGAGCAGCGCAACGACACGUUGAAGCACUCGGCGGCCGAGGCGCGGCGACAGCUGCAGGACUUGCACAUGGAGAAGGCCAAGGCCGACAACGCGCUUGCCGAGGCGCAGGCCGAGCUCUCAGAGGCGACGCGGCAAAUGGCCAAGCUCAAGCUGGAGCGCAACCAGCUGCGGGCGGAGCUCGAGGCGACGACGUCGGAGCUGGCCAAGGUCAAGGAGGCGUGCCAGAAGAUGCGGAUUCAGCAGAAGGACGAUGAGACGCAGGUCGAGCUGCUGACCAAGACGUACAAGGACGAGAAGGCUGCGCGCAAGGUUGCGCUCCGCAAGGUCGAGACGCUGCAGGAGGAGCUUCUGGAGGAGAAGCAGUUCCGCCAGUCGGCCGAGGAGGAGCUCGCGGCCCGCAAGAAGAAGUACGCCGCCGAUCUGCGGCGCAUCGAGUCGCUCUUCAAUGAGGAGAAGAAGCGGCUGGAGACGGAGAUCGACAGCAUGCGCGAGUCACUCCGGCAGGAGCGGCUGGCGUCGGGCGUCAUCUCGCAGGAGACCAUUGCCCGCAUCGAGAAGGAGCAGGAGGACAAGUGGCAGGCGCUCAUGCGCCAGCAGGAGGUCACCAUCACCAACUCGGCCAUGCACAAGGCACAGCGCGACAAGCAGGAGGCCGAGCUUGCGGCCUACGAGCGCGGCCGCCAGGACGUUAUGUCCGAGAAGAACAAGGCUGUGGAGCAGGCGUACUCCAAGGGCAUGCAGGACGGUGUCGAGAAGGGCACCGCCGAGGCGCUGGCCCUCACCGGCGGCGCUGGCGGCGCUCCGGCCUCGGGUGAGGUCCGCCGCCUCCGCGCCGCGCUCGCUCAGGCCGAAGACGACAAGAACGAGUCUGUCAAGGCCAUCAUGUCGCAGGUCUACUUCAACAUUGCAGACGAGUUUGACGAGGACUCGAUGUACGAGACGCCGGCUAUUCUUGAGUCGGUCAUCACCGUCAUCAAGAAGACCACGCUCGAGCUGCUCGAGGCUGGCAGCGGCGCCGGUGGCGCAUCUGCUGCCGAGAACGAGGCCGAGGACGAGGGUGAGGACGAGGCCGAGGCCGAGGCUGAGACUGAGGCUGAGGACGAGAUUGUGGACCCGCUCGGCGCUGCAGCUGCCGAGGUCGAGGUGGAGGCUGCGGUCGAGGCCGAGAGCGAGGCCAAGGCCGACGGCGAAGACGAGGGCAAGAUCGAGGUGGAGGCUGAGACCGAGGCCGCUGCGCCCGCUCGCGCGUACUCGGACGAUGAGCUGGCCGAGCUGAUGGAGGAUGAUGAUGUGGUGUAUGGCGGCGCCAAGGCCGAGGCUGCUGCGCGCAAGGCCGACAGCGAUGCCGACGCCGACGAGGACGAGGACGAGGAUGUCGUGGACGACCCGCUCGCACCUGCGGCCGACGCCGACGAGGCCGAGUCGGGCGACGCGUUUGACGCGGGCGACGCGUUUGACGCGGGCGACGCGUUUGACGCGGGCGACGAGGCUGACGACGACGCGUUUGACCAUCCGCCACCGCCUGCCGACGACGACGACGACGACGACGGCGAGGACGAGGCUGAGGACGAUGCGCCCAAGGCGGCGUCCAAGGCUGCCGACCUGUUUGGCGACAUGUCAGACGACGACGACGGGUUUGCGUCGCCGGCGCCGGCGGCCAAGCGCGAGCGGAUCGUGUUCUCGGACGAGGAGGAUGAUGCCGACGCCGACGCGGCCGCAGAGGCGGACGCGGAUGCGGCCGAUGAGCCCGCGGACAAGCCCGCACCAGCUAAGAGCAAGGCGGCUGACCUCUUUGGCAGCGACUCGGACUCGGACGACUUCCUCGGCGACUUCAAGCCCAAGUCGACGCCCAAGGCUGACUCGACCAAGAAGCCACAGAUCGCUGCAUGGCUCGCCAACGAGGCCACCCCGGCCGAGAAGGCCGAGUUCCAGGAGGUUCUCACAGAGCUCAACCGCCAAGAAGCCGGCGGCGGCGUCGUCCGGCCUCGACGACCCGGAUCUUGA